Molecule: messenger RNA, 1809 nt
Organism: Zingiber officinale
Lineage: Eukaryota; Viridiplantae; Streptophyta; Magnoliopsida; Zingiberales; Zingiberaceae
Exons: 6
Coding region: 541-1572 (343 amino acids)
Source: RefSeq, a predicted model, not a curated record
UUUCCGGAAAGCAGUUGAACUGUUUUUCAGGAAGGGUCCUCGCUUCUCGCGAUGCUUCGAGAAACCAGUCGUUUAUUUCAUUAAACGUUGCUGCAUUCUUAGGCAUCGUAUCGUCUUCGCCGAUUGCGAUCAAUCUUGUCGUCGGUCGGGCGGUAGAGCAGGAGCUCCGGGGAGUGCGGCCGCGCUUCAUCCCUAAUCUUCCGACGCCGAAGGCCUCGCCGUUCCUAUCUGUUAGCUUGCUGUGCGGUGCGCGUUCUUUUCCAUUUGGGUUUUCCUGGUUCGUGUGAUGUUCAAAUGCAUUUCUCGGGUUUAUGUUUUCCGUGAUGUCGAAUGGUUGGGAUCUUCAUUUUAUCUGGGAAGCUGAUGUAUGGUUUCUUGGGUGAUACAGCGCCGUUUAUUUGUUGCAAAAAGGAGAAAAGUGAAUUUGUAUCGUAAUUAUCGUUUGUCUGGUCACUGGUGAUGUUCUUUUUCUAGUGAUUGAUGCUUGAAGUAGGCUCGUAGUAAAUUGUUCUGGUGUAAGACAUGUAAAUAGUCACUGUCAUGCUUCCUAGUGCUUGUUUUUUUUUUUAUUGUGCAUGCGCAGCGGUUUCCUCUGAGAAGAUGCAGAGGAGGAGAGGUGGUAGGGAUGACUUCCUUGGUUUUGGAGAUCAUUUUGCGGAGUUUGGCGGCUUUGGCAGAUCAGGGAGUCUGAUCUCUAGCUUUUUUGGAGGGAGAGAUCCUUUUGAUGACCCUUUUUUCACGCAGCCAUUUGGAAACUUGAUGGGCAGAAGCAUCUUUGGCCCUAGCAUGUUUGGUCCUAGCAUGUUUUCUGAUCGAGGAAGCCUCUUUGGGGAGACUGGCAAUCGUGUGUUCCUGGAGCAGGCUUCCCAAUCCAAUAACUCAAAGGGUCCAGUCAUUGAAGAACUCUCCGAUGAUGAUGAUGAUGAUGAUGAUGAUGAUGACGACGGACAAGAAGAAAAAUCUGACAAUGAGGAGAAAGAGAAUCAAAGGAAACUUCAGGAUCCUGAUGAAGCAGUUGAAGAAAAGAAAAGCAGGCAUAUGCAAGAUAGAAACAACUUCAACCAUUCCAACAUGGCACAAUCGCAGAAUAACACUUUUACUUUCCAAAGCUCCACGGUGACUUAUGGUGGUCCAAAUGGUGCAUACUACACUUCAGCCACAACCAGGAGAAUGGGCGACGAUGGAGUUAUUAUGGAGGAGAGCAAGGAAGCUGACACCACUAGUGGUAGAGCCAUGCACAGAGUAUCUCGUGGGAUUAAGAACAAAGGUCACUCAGUCACAAGAAAACUGAAUUCAGAUGGGAAGGUAGAAACAAUGCAGACAUUACAUAAUCUGAACGAAGAUGAGCUGCCUGUUUUUGAGGAGGCUUGGAAAGGGAAUGCUGACCGACACCUUGGUGGAUGGAACAAAGGGUCUGGUUUCCUUCAAAAUGGAAACAUGAGGAAUGGCAGUACCAGCAGUCAAGAAGCAAGAGGAUGGGCACUUCCGUCAACUGAGAGAGCCCGUAACUCGGGGAGGAUGCAGUCAAAGACAGGCAUGGACACUUUCAGAACCAGAUGUUCCAUGAAUUGAAGUCGACCCUUUACCAGUGUGUAAUCACGCAACAAGUUUCUCAUGGCAUUACCAUUUGCUUAGCAGACAAUCUUAUUGAUCUUCCUGUUUUUGUCAGGUCGAUAGUGUGGUUUUGUCAUAGUUGUGUUGCAGCGUCACAGUUUGAUUUGCAAUCAUGCUUGAUGCAAGUCUUGUAUUUUGAACAAUGCUAUUGAUGUAUGAACAAGUUCUAUUACUGAAUCCCGGAUGAUCACCACA